Molecule: messenger RNA, 1185 nt
Organism: Medioppia subpectinata
Lineage: Eukaryota; Metazoa; Arthropoda; Arachnida; Sarcoptiformes; Oppiidae
Source: the annotation of a GenBank genome assembly
UACUAUAACAGCGACGAAGACUUGGCGACGAGCGAUGAGCCGCCGGCCAAACGGUGCCGAGAAGUGCCCACUUUUACUCAGCAAUACAUUCAAUCCAUUGAUGACAACAAUUUUAAAUUCAGUACAAAUGAUGACUUCUAUACCGCUUUCGAGACCCACGACAACAAUCUUAAGCCCAGUCUUAAGCCGACUCCUAAGCCGAAGAAGAGUUGGGAAUACAAAUACGACAAUCCAUUCAUUCGGAAAGAGCCGUUAUUCACGUGUAAGGAAAGCCAAUCCAUUGAUCCAAUGAAUUACUCUUACGAUGCAAUCAAUGAGACAACUCGUGAGUCGCAGAUGACUGAACAGAUGCCCACAUUUACUCAACAAUACAUUCAAUCCAUCGAUGACUUGGACUACAAGUUCAGUGAUAUUAAAUACGACUACGAAUACGAAGAACCGGUGAAUGAAAGCCAAACAUCGGAUAUUGAAAAUCAAGCGAUAAAUGUAUGCGAUAUUGAUGUCAAUAAUUGUGGUUCACUUCAGAUUGUGAACCGACACAAGUGGACAAACACUGACUAUUGGAUUGGGACGGGAAUUACGCUGAAAGAUAUGCCGCAACACAAACGCAGCAGGUGGUCAGGCCUAGUGUUCGGUCACUUGCAGUUCCAGAACACGAACGGAGUGCUCACCGAUUGUCUCACUUCGCCGAAUGGCAUCGCAAUCCCGAACGACACCGAAAGACUCUCCCGAAUGCAGUCCAACGCCAUAUUCGUGUUGAUUGUGGAAAAGGACGCCACUUUCCAACAGCUCAUCGAUCUUAAGAUUCACCUGAAAUACCCAUUGAUUAUGGUGACGGGUCACGGCUAUCCGGACAUGAAUACGCGCGCAUUCAUUCACAUUCUGUGGAACACAUUCUCGAUCCCGAUCUUCGGUUUGGUGGACGGCGACGCUCACGGCCUCGAGAUUCUGUGCACUUUCAGACACGGCUCACUCGCGCUGUCGUACGAGUCGCCGAAUCUGGUGGUGCCGGCCAUCAAAUGGCUGGGAAUCCUGCCGACAGACAUCCGCGACUACCGCCUCAGUCCUAACGUUCAAAUACCACUCAAAGCCAAUGACAUCAAGAAGAUUGAGGACUUGAAGAAACGCAAAUACAUGUUAGACAACAUUGAAUGGACAAAACAACUCAAUAAGGACGAAUUUUAG